Messenger RNA from Hibiscus syriacus, 1072 nucleotides. RefSeq lists its product as uncharacterized. Lineage: Eukaryota; Viridiplantae; Streptophyta; Magnoliopsida; Malvales; Malvaceae. Gene Ontology annotation, biological process: proteolysis. Gene Ontology annotation, molecular function: ATP-dependent peptidase activity; ATP binding; metalloendopeptidase activity. The coding region runs from base 35 to 1033 and encodes 332 amino acids. The transcript has 7 exons. The record is from RefSeq and is a predicted model, not a curated record.
UACUGAAUAUUGGAAUGAGUUCUUAUUUAAAGUUAUGGGCACUUCGGUUUGUUUUUGGAACUUAACUUCAUGUCCAAGGCUCAGGUUGUCUACUUUCAGGAUUUUCAGUUCAUCGGAAAUCGGAGUGUCAAGGAGGCAAGUACUGGAACAAGUUGAUAAGGAGCUGAGCAAUGGAGAUGAGAGGACUGCACUGUCCCUUGUCAAGGACUUGCAGGGAAAGCCUGGUGGCCUUCGAUGUUUCGGUGCUGCUCGCCAGGUUCCUCAGAGGCUCUACACCUUGGAUGAACUGAGAUUGAAUGGAAUAGAAACUACAUCUCUUCUAUCACCAAUUGAUGCAACUCUUGGUUCAAUAGAAAGAAACCUGCAGCUUGCUGCUAUCUUAGGAGGGGUUGCAGCAUGGAAUGCUUUUAGUUUUAGCCCUCAGCAUAUCCUGUUUAUUUCUUUGGGAUUCUUGUUUCUGUGGACACUGGACUUGGUUUCAUUUAAUGGAGGCAUUGGUGGCUUGGUCCUCGACACGAUCGGUCACACUUUCAGUCAAAAGUACCACAACAGGGUUGUUCAACAUGAAGCGGGUCAUUUCUUGAUCGCGUACCUGGUGGGCAUUCUUCCUAGAGGAUACACAUUAACUAGUUUGGAAGCAUUAAAGAAGGAAGGAUCACUCAAUAUUCAAGCAGGAACAUCAUUUGUCGAUUUCGAGUUUCUCGAAGAAGUCAAUGCAGGGAAAGUAUCAGCCGCAACACUGAACAGAUUCUCAUGCAUAGCACUAGCGGGCGUGGCAGCCGAAUAUCUUUUGUUCGGAUACGCCGAGGGUGGCCUUGCGGAUAUAAACAAGUUGGAUGGAUUACUGAAAGGCUUGGGAUUCACUCAAAAGAAAGCAGACUCGCAAGUUAGAUGGUCUGUACUUAACACCGUCCUACUGUUGCGCCGCCAUGAAGUCGCUCGAGCUAAGCUUGCCGAGGCGAUGUCCCUGGGAAAAUCAGUAGGAUCUUGCAUUGCCAUUGUAGAGGAUAACAUCAAUGAUGCUGACAUAUAGUUGCAACUGGCCAACUUUGUUCAGUUUUUCUAGUUUUUU